Eublepharis macularius is the source of this 8700-nucleotide messenger RNA. RefSeq names its product RP1 axonemal microtubule associated (gene RP1). The record is from RefSeq and is a predicted model, not a curated record. Gene Ontology annotation, molecular function: protein binding. Gene Ontology annotation, biological process: intracellular signal transduction. The coding region runs from base 115 to 8514 and encodes 2799 amino acids. The transcript has 59 exons. NCBI's taxonomy places the organism in Eukaryota, Metazoa, Chordata, Lepidosauria, Squamata, Eublepharidae.
CCCCUAAAAAUCCUGCUUCUUCCCUACAGCUUUGCUCUGUCACAUCAAAGUGGUUUGAAACAGCAAGCAGUUCAUAAUUCAAGAGAAUCCUGGGAAUAUCAGAUUGUUGUCAAAAUGAGUGAAACACCUUCAACCAGCUACUCAGUGACUCAGCCUCACACUUCAGAGAGUGAACAAUCUUUGUCUGCACGGCCCUUCAAUGUUACUGACCCGGUUGUGGCCAAACGGAUCUGCUUUUACAAAAGUGGAGACCCCCAAUUUAAUGGGGUCAAGAUGGUUGUUAAUAACAGAUCUUUCAAAUCCUUUGAUGCCUUGCUGGACAACUUGUCCAAAAGAGUCCCAUUGCCUUUUGGAGUGAGGACUAUCACUACACCACGAGGGAUACAUGGUAUCACUAACCUGGAAGACCUUGAAGAUGGGAAGUCAUACAUUUGCUCCCAACAGAAAAAAAUCAAACCCAUUAACUUGGAGAAGGCCAGUAAGAAGCCAUUGCCAUGGCAGAUCAGCAGGCCUGUCAGUGCUCGCCGCAAGGCUGUACAGCUAGCUAGAGAGGGUGAAGAUGGUGUGUUUCUGAGAGGAGGCAACAUUGGAAUCAGUACCCCUAAGAAGUUGCUUGUUUUCAGAAAUGGUGAUGUAAGAAUCCGGCGCACCAUUGUCUUAGGUAAAAAGAACACACAAAACUUUGAGGCAUUUCUGGACAACAUCAGUGAGCUAAUGCAGUAUCCAGUUGUGAAGCUAUAUACCACUGAUGGCAGAAAGGUCCCCAACCUUCAAGCUCUGAUACUGUGUUCUGGGGCUGUUGUGGCAGCAGGCAGAGAACCUUUUAGACCUGGGAAUUAUGAUCCUCAUAGGUAUUCGUUGCCUGGUAGACUACCAGGGGUCUCCAAUCGUGUAUAUCCCAAAACUAAUGCCAAGUCAGAGGGCAGAAAAAAUGUUAAAUGGAAAGUAACCGUUUUUACCAGUGACCAACCAUAUGCAGGUACAAGCUCACAAGUAUAUAUUACAUUGUAUGGGGACCAAAGUAAUUCAGGAGCCAUCUUUCUAUAUGGAGAGGCAAAAAGGGUAUUUGAAAGAAGUAAUGAAGAUACCUUCACUAUUCACACAGAAGAUGUAGGCGAUCUCAACAAAAUACGGAUAGGACACAAUAACUCUGGAGAAAGUCCUGCCUGGCAUUGCAAAGAGUUGCAGCUGCAGAAUCUCAUGACAGGCGAACAGUUUGAUUUUCCUGUUCACAGAUGGCUGGCACAAGACCAAGAUGAUGGUGAAAUCUGUAAGGAGCUUCCUGUUUUGCAACAGGGUCAGCCCCUUCUUCCAGUGGCAAUGUACGAGGUGCAUGUGGUAACAGGCAACCUGUGGAAUGCUGGAACUGAAGCUGAUGUUUACAUUUCUGUCUAUGGAGAAAAAGGUGACACAGGAUCCCGGCAGCUGAGGAGGUCAAAGAAACUGAGGAAAUUUUUAAAAGGACAAGCUGAUAUUUUCUCUCUUGAAGCUGUGCACCUCGGAAAGUUGCAUAAGAUUAUUAUAGGACACAAUGGACUUGGCUCAGGAAAUGGUUGGUUUCUGGAGAAAAUUGUAAUCAAGGAUCCCAUCACAAAUUCAGAUUAUAACUUUCUGUGCCACAGGUGGCUGGAUCAAGGAGAAGAUGAUGGCAACAUUUUCAGAGAACUACAUGUCAUUGAUAACACCACUUUUGCCAGGAGGCAAGAAAUAGAAAUCAAGAAAAAAGAAAUGUGGGAAGCAGAAAAGUGGAAAUAUCAGAAAGGGAACACACUUCAGUUUUACAGCAAGGUCACCCGUGGCUUUAUACGCCUUAGUCCAGAUGGAACAGUUGAUGCCCUUGGAGAUAAGAAGGACAAAUAUGGUCUUUUCGAUUUGACUCUGAAGAAGGGAAAUAUAUGUGUAUUUAAAUCUCAUCCAAUGUCGCAUCUAGCCCUUGCUCUUGUUCAUGGUUCUGUUGCUGGAAUGGACAACGGCGACAUCCACUGUGAGCUGCAGGUUCAUCUUCAGCCAAAUCGCUGCGCAGUUCUGGAAUCUGUCCGGAAUCUUGGGCAGACUGUUACAUUCAAUCUACAGGGCACAGUAGCUGAUGAUGCCACAGGUUAUGCAGGCCUAUCAAAGGAAUUUGUUGUUCAUGUCAAGGGAGUGUUUCACAACAGUGCCAUAAUUUUGCUCACUACCAGCCACUGCCAGUCUCUUUGCCUAAGGCCUGAUGGGAGCUGCAGUGGAGCAGGAAAUCGAUCUGAUGGCUCUUACUGGAGAGUGCAUAAAAUCAGCUCUGAGGUCUGCAUGUUUGAAAGUGUAAAAAACCCACAAAUGUAUCUGAGGAUCAAGGAUGGCCAGUGUAACGGAAGAGGCACAGGAGAUGUAGACUGUCAUUUUAAAGUGGAGAAGAAUUUAGAAAGUGGGGCAAUAAGCCUAGAAUCUGCACGAAACAGAGGAAUAUAUGUUGGCCUUUUGCCAGAUGGUCAGACCAGGCCUGUUGUUCAUACUGGAGAAAGCAGCAUUUUGUUUUACCCACAAGUUCUCAAAUUUGGUAGAGAAAAGCCUAUGGGAACAUCUGCAACUCCUGCCCAACAGGAAGAAGGAAUCAGAGAAUAUAAACAACUCCAAGCAGGAAAGCAGAAUCUAGUGAGCCCUGGUCAAACAGAUUCUUUUAUCUCAAAUGAUAAAUGGAAAGUAUCACUGCUGACGGGAAACUCAGGAACCCAAGCAAAUGUCAGUCUCUGGGUAUAUGGAGAUGAAGGAAUUGUUGGACCAAUAACUCUUGGCAAAGAAAACAGAGAACAACUGUUUCUACCUGGGAUGGAGAAUGAAUUUCAGGUUGAAAUGAAACAUACUGGACGCAUCUACAAAAUUCGAAUAGGGCAUGAUGAGACAAACAAACGUCAAGAAUGGAUGAUAGUGAAGGUAACACUACAACACUUAAAGAGUGGGAAAAUUCUGAACUUUCCAGCAAAUAAGUGGUUAUCAUGGAGUCAAGGGAAUGGAGAAACUCUAUGUGAACUUCCAGUAGAGGAAAAAGGACAGUGUCUUUAUCCAAUUCUGAGUUACCAUGUUUAUGUGUAUACGGGGCAUGUGGAAAAUGCUGAAACAGAUUCUGCAAUUUACUUGUGCAUAUUUGGAGAGAGAGGAGAUUCUGGCUUAAGGCUUCUUCAUGAAUCUGACAAGCCCAUAAAGUUUCAGAGAGGGAAGGUGGAUAUGUUUGAAAUCCAAGCUGUGUCUCUUGGAAAUCUAUGGAAGGUUCUGUUGUGCUGUAAGGCCAAUGACAAGUCUGAGUAUUGGUACUGUGAGAAAGUAAUCAUCAGAGAAGCUGGGAAAGGCUCAGAAUAUAUUUUCAGCUGUGAAAGGUGGCUGCCAUUUACGUCCCAAGGCAUAAUUAAUUCAGAAACAGAACUCUUCCUUCAAGAAACACAGAUAAAUAAUCACCUGAAAAUGCAAAAGGAAGAAAACGGAGAAGAUUGGAAAAUCACUAUAGUCACUGGAGAUUUCAAAACAGCUGGCACAACAGCAACGGUGUCCCUUUAUGCUUAUGGAGAAAACAAGGCUUCAGGUCCUCUUAUUCUGGGAUGUGGGAAACACCAGCUGUUUAAUCCCAAUAGUGUAGAUACAUUCAAGAUAAAUCUAAAAGAUGUUGGAGAAUUGUAUAAAAUACGGAUUGGUCAUGACAAUAGUGGAUUGGAUCCUAGUUGGUAUCUAGAGGAGAUGAGACUUCAAAAAGUGAACUCACAAUCAGAACAAGAAAUAUGUUUGUCUCUAGGCUGCUGGCUAGCUGAAGACCAAGAUGAUGGAGACACAUGGAGAGAAAUAGCAAUUAGGAGACCCAAGAAACCACUUCUACCAUUGGUGAUCUACGAGAUCCAUGUGUACACAGGUUCAAAGUCUGAUGCAGAAACAAAUGCUAAUGUAUACAUUACUCUUAUUGGAAGCAGAGGGGAUUCUGGGAAACGAAAACUUCAUAGAUCAAAGAACAAGAAAAUCAAGUUUCGGAGUAGUCAGAUUGAUGUGUUCUAUAUAAAGGCUGUUUCAGUUGGAAACCUGAAUAAAAUACUCAUUAGCCAUGAUGGAACUGGUCCAGGUAAUGGAUGGUUUCUUGACAAGAUCUUCAUUAAGUUUCAAGAAGGAGAAGAGGUAGUAGUCAUAUUUCCUUGUGAUAGAUGGCUAGAUGAGUACCAUGAUGAUGGGAAGACGGAGAGAGAACUAAUUGCCAUAAAAAAUAAUAAUGAACCAAAGGCACACACUAAAGGACAAUGGAGACUGCUAGUUAGGACUGCUCAAGAUUCCCCAGAGCCACUGCAGUGCAAGAGAACCCUUGUGAUUUAUGGCUCAAAGGGCAAAAGUGAUGAUCUUCUCCUUUCUUCACAAAGCUCAGGAUAUGUGUGUUUUCUACCAGGAGCAAUGGAUGAAUUCCUUUUUGAACCUGGAGAUGUUGGUGAGGUGUACAAGAUUCGGGUCACUUGUGAUGAUUUGCCAGACUUUAAGGGUUGGCAUUUGAAGUCUUUUCAGAUGGAAGAGCUGCACACUAAUCAGGAGGUGAACUUUGACUGCAGCUGCUGGUUUUCUCUUGGCCCAAAACACCAAGACUUGGUGAAAGAAUUCCCUGCAAUAAAUGAGAACCAGAAACCUUUACCAGUGCAUAAAUAUAUCAUCUCUAUACACACUGGAGACUGCUGGGGGUCAGAAACCUUUGCAAACCUCUAUAUAACACUUUAUGGAGAAAGGGGAGAUACAGGUGUUAGGAAACUGCAAAACUCUCUUGUGGCAGGAGAAAAAUAUCAAAGAAACAAGGUGGAUUCCUUUCUGGUGGAGGCUGUCUCCUUGAGCCAUUUGAAAAAAAUAGUUGUAGGACAUGAUGGAGAAGGGUAUGGAGCUGGAAUAUACCUGAAAAUGGUAACAGUGAGGAAGUCAGAGAACUCAGAUAAAGAAUGGCUCUUCCCAUGCUGGAGCUGGCUGGAUACUCAUAUAGGAAUCUGUGGCACAGUUUGUGACAUUAAAACUAUUGGUAAGAGAUUGUCAUCUUGCUCAAAACAUCCUCAAAUGAACAUGGAGUCUUCAGGGGUGUGGAUAAUGGACAUCAUUGGGUCUGAUGUGAGCACUGAAACUGAUCCUGUGCAGCUUACUUUCAGUUUUUAUGGAGACCUGGAUUGCAAAAAGUUGGUUCAUCAGAUUUCAGGAAAGGCAACACAACUCAAAGAUGAGCUGAGAAACAUUGGCUCCCUUUACAAGAUUCAAGUGUUUGCUCAACAAACUUCACUGAAAGAGCCCUGGCAUUUAGCUGUGCUACAUAUGAAACAUACAGACAGCAACCAGGAGAUGUGGUUAACUUUUGAUUGUUGUUUCAAACCCGAUGAAGAGAUAUGUGUUGAAUUGCCAACAUUCUCUGCAGACCAGGAUCCUUUGCCUGUUGUGGAAUAUUCCAUUCAUAUGCACACUGGAGACAGAAAGAAAGCUGAUGCCAGUGGAAAUGUUUAUCUUUGCAUUCAAGGAGAGAAGGGUGACUCUGGGAAACGAUGGCUUAACAACUCAAGAAGCCCAAUCAUGUUUGCUAGAGGGCAGGUGGACAUUUUCAAAAUCCAAGCAGUAUAUCUUGGGAAGCUGAAUCAAGUCCUUUUAGGGUUUAAGAGUCUGAAAAAAGAUGAUUGGUUCCUAGAAAAGAUUGUCAUAAAAGAUGGAAGCUAUCCUUUUACCACAUAUACCUUUAUUCAGAAUGAUUGGAUCAAUAAACAUUCAAAGAAAGAUUUUAUAGAACUUGCCAUUCCACUGCAAGAAACAAUUACACCAUCUUGUCUAGUGAAAGAUUUUGAUGCUAAAAGCCAAGGUCAAUGGAGAAUGUGGAUGGACUGUACUCACAUUCCACAAAAAGUGCCUGAUAUACAUGUUUUUGUGUAUGGAACUGAUGGGAAAUCCAUUGCGCAGAAAGUCAAGAAUUUAACAAAUGAACCAUUUUUGUUGAGUGUUGGGGAUGUUGGCUGCAUAACAAAGAUUUCCUUUAUGCUAUUGAACCCAAGUUUGAAUAAAGGAAUUAAACUUCUGAAGCUUCGUAUGAAAGACUUGGACACUAAAGAAGAGCUGGGCUUUCACCCUGUAAACCGAUGGCUCUUUGAAGAAGAUGGGUCAGAGACUGUGACAGAGCUAGCAGCAGUCAGACCAGAUGAAGCACCUCUUAAGGAAGUUACUUACUCAAUCAGGGUUCACACAGGAACAUUACCGGCCUCAGAAACAGAUGCGGACAUCUUCUUGACAAUAUUUGGAGAAAAUGGAGACUCUUCCAAAAGGAGACUGGCAAAUUCAAAGUCAUGUGCAUAUUUUGGAAAGGGUCAGAUGUGUAUAUUCAGUGUUCAGGCAAUUGAUUUAGGGAUGUUAAGCAAACUUCUUGUUGAACACAAUCAAUUUGGUUAUGGAGCCGGCUGGUACCUCAACAAGAUCUCUGUUCAAGAAACAGAGAAAAAUGAUGGCACCUAUGUGUUCUCAUGCCAACAAUGGCUGGACAGUGGAAUUGGCAAUGGAAAGAUGAAGCAAGAACUGCAACUUCUUGGGAAAAUCAGAAAAGAGGGGCUGGCGGGAAAUGUUCAUGGAACCUGGGAUGUUAGUAUUAUAACCAGGGACACUUCAAGCAAUACCAUAAACCCAAGGCUGACUCUGUCAGCCUGUGAUGACAAAGGUGCGUGUGCUUCAGUCUGCAUUCCCAAAGGAUUAUUGAAGAGGACUGACGCAUAUCAGGCAUCACUAGACUGGGAUAAGAAGGCUGGCGUGAUAUGCAAAGUUCGCUUGGAAGUAGAAGAAAUAGGUGGGGAGACCUGGCAUUGCCGUGAGGUGAAGCUCCAGCACAGAAAAAGUAAAGAAAGUCUUGAUUUCCCAUGUCUCCGACAGUUUUCAGAUCAGUACACAAUGGCUGAAUUUCCAGUUCUAACAGCUGACUACAAUUGUUUAACAGUGAAACAGUUUGUUCUGCACAUUUGGACAAACUCAUCCCCAGAUUCGGGAACAGAUGCAGAUGUAUAUGUCACUUUGAGAGGAUCAAUGGGAGACACAGGCAAGAGAAAAUUGCCUAGAAAUGGAGCAGAUGUUUUCACUAAGGGGAAGGUGGAUAUUUUUCAAGUGGAAGCAGUAGAUAUUGGGACAGUGCAUGAGCUUGUUGUGGAAAAAGGGAAAGGUUCUGAUUGGCACCUUGAGAAGAUUGUUGUGACAGAGUCCACAUUAGAAGGAAAGGAACUACUGUUUAUGGCUCAAACAUGGCUAAGAGACAGAACAGAUAAGAAAAAGCUUGCCUCAGUAACCCUGAAUGUAACAGAAAUACAAGAAAAGAAAAGCAAGACUUCCUCGCUGUUACGAAAUCAACAAAUGAAAUCAGAAGGUUCAUGGAAGAUUUACUUCACCAAAUGUCACGAAGAAUCAUCAGAUGAAUUUGAAAAAUCUUGGGAAAAUAUUUCUAAACUGGUCAUGAUAUUUUAUGGAACGAAUGGCAAAUCUGAACAAAUUUUCUUGGACAGUGAAAGAGGAGAUCAAGCUAAGAAUCAAAUAACAUAUAAUGUACAUUUCCCAUCGGACCUUGGGAUACUCUAUAAAGUGAGACUUGGGCUUCAUCACUUGGGAGAAAGCAUAUCCCAUUUGUCUCUUCAUCACUGUAAAAUACAACACACAGUAACCCUGGAUACCUUUACCAUCUCUAUAAAUAAAACACUUCCUCUUCUUAAUGGAGACCGAUGGAUUGAGCUCCCUGUAGAGUGGCCAUUAAGGGAAGCACUUUCUGUGGUUACAUAUCAUGUUAAAAUAGUCUUUGAUGACUUUUUGAGCAAAAUAAACUUGGUAUCUCUUGCUCUGUGUGUAUAUGGAGACAAUGGAGAUACUGGAGACAGACCUCUUUUGUUGUCAUUACCACCUGCGGUCCAGCAAGGAAAAGCAAAUGAGUUAUUUACAGGUCAGAUAGAUGCUGUGGACCUUGGAGAACUGCACAAAAUUGCUCUUCUUAUCAGAAGCAAAUCAUCCUGUAAACUGGGUAUUAGAGCAUUACACUUGAAGGAAGCUCCAAAGCAAGAUCCUGUCUAUAUAUUUGAAGUGAAUGAAACAUUCCUUUUGGAUGCCAAUGAACCUGAAAUAAAGAGAGAAAUCCCUCUCUCUUUGAUUACCAAGGAUGAAGGUGAACAGGAAAAUCUGGAAGAAUACAUUGUUAAAGUAUACACAGGUGAUAAGAGAGGAGCAGGAACCGAUGCCAAUGUGCAUAUAAUCUUGUUUGGAGACAAGGAUUCAUCUCAGUUAAUUGAGCUCAGUAAAUCACUUGAUCAUCGAGAUCCCUUUGAAAGAGGAAAGACUGACACUUUCAAAAUUAAGACAAAGAAUGUUGGGAGGUUGCAGAAAAUUGAAAUUGGACAUGAUGGGAAAGGAUUUGGAAGUGGUUGGUUUCUGGAAAAAUUAGAAAUCACAGAUGUGGCUACAAGUGAACAGUACUGCUUCAGUUGCAAUAGGUGGCUGGCUGAAGAUGAAGGUGAUGGACACACGGUAGUGCACCUGUAUGUGUAAUAUUUUUUCUGGGAAUCCUGCUUAAGAUGCUUCCCCCUCAACUUCGAACUCAAGUGGUUUUAUAAAAGAACUGUAAUUAUCUCAAGAAUAAAUAUCAAAACAAUGUAUCACAUUUAAAAACUCAAGUGAAUAUUUAAAAAUCUUGAAUACCUUUGCAUAAAUACAGAAUAAAACAAAGAUUUAAUA